GAGUUGGAUCCAAAUACUGAAUGGGGAAUAUCAGUCUGUGUCUCAGAGUCGCUCCAAGAAGACGCGUGUCCAAAUUACAGCGAAAAUUCCUCGUGAGACGCACCUCAAAGUUUUGCGAUCUAGUUGAUGUUUUGUGGACGGUUUUAAGGGCUUCACAUGCCCCUUCUCCCCAAGUGGAUGCCCAAACUGCAAUUUCUUUGACCACUUGACAUCGGUGUCUUGCUGUGCGAUUUGACUUGUGUGAUCUCUAUGAACAAAGUUUUGAGGGUUUUACCGGGAUUUUGGGCAAGAGAAUAUACAGAGUUUUACUUUUUUCGCGGAUUUACCCUGCUAUCACACCUUAACACUGAAUAAUUCACGAUAAAACAUUUUGCACCCCCGUAAUUCUGGGUGUUGUGAUUUUCACUGAAUGGACACCACUGUGGAAGAGAUUUUCCCCCAAAGACCAGUGUUCUAGGCGGAAAACUCGAGUGUGAAAGGCCAGAGACAGAGCUUAAGAGUGGAACGCAGAAAAAAGUUGUGCUACUAGACAUUGCGCCCAAGAGAGAUCUUCCAACGUCUCCUUAGAAGAUUAUAUACUUGAGAGAAAAGUGCUAUUUGUGAGUGAUUGUGAGGGAAUCACAUUCCCAUCUGGCCCCAAACUGUAAACAACAAUCUGCCCAACAAAAUUAUUCAUUAACGUGCAAGUGGAGGGAAAAUUGCACAAGAGAGGAGAAAAAAAGAACCCCAAAGUCAAGAUGAAGAUGUCCAAACUGUCUAACCAGACCAACUCCCAGGAUCCCCAGGCGGUGAAUUCUCGGAUUUUUGUUGGGAAUCUCAACACAUUUCAGUGCUCCAAAACGGACGUUGAACGAAUGUUUCAGCGAUACGGUCGACUAGCCGGAAUCUCCAUGCACAAGGGUUACGCUUUCGUCCAAUUUACAAAUCCCUUCGAUGCCAGAAAUGCUUGCCAUGGAGAGGAUGGUCGUACCGUACUUAGCCAGACGUUAGAUGUAAACAUGGUUGCUGAACCAAAACCACAUCAGAUUGGCAGGAAGCGACAAAAUGUCACUAAAACAGGAAAUGAUUGGGAUUACUACUACGACAGCUACUGUGCAUCUACGCUCCUGCCCACAAAUGCUCCACGCCCGAUCAAGCGUCAACGAUUAAUGGGACCACAGCAGCAACAACUGCAACUGCAGCAGAAUCGGCUGACUGUCAGUGUCCAGCAAAUAAAUGGGAAAGUGAAUCUAUUGAGUAUUCAGCCGUCACCACAGAAUCAGCAACAGCAGAUGACUCUGCCGACAAGUCCACUCCCCAACGGCAGCCAUAAUAAUGCAAAUGGGCACAAUGGAGCAGCCGAUGGUGUCGUGAAUGGGAACGGAGGAGACCCCCAAUCGCAUGCUUCGCAGCAUCUCGUCAACGGUCAGCAAUUGUUCGAAACAUUCAAAGUUUACAGCAAUCCCGACACACUCAUCUGUGGCAAUUGUCGAGAGAGUUUCAGCAAUCUCAGUGAUUUGUUGGACCACAAGAGAACCUACUGCAAACUCAGAUUCACAUGCAAAUGUCACCAGAUAUCGUCAGAUAGGAAUUUUAGCAACUACCUAAAUCCACUGCCCACAGCACGGCUCCUCUGUGUUGUUUGCAAGGAUCCAUUCUCCAAUCCCUGGGACUUGAUGGUACAUGCUCAAACAGCUCAUAUGAUCAAUAUCUACGAACUGGGAAAUGACACCGGACCAUCAACUACAACUGCUUCUGAUGCACCCGACACGGCCACAUCCAAGGACGAAGCACCAUCAACAAAAGAUGCAUCAGAUGCACCAGAAGACAUCAGCAGUCAAAGUGCGACAAAUUUCAAAGAGGACCCCGAUCCGGCAAAUCCAUCAUCGACGGAUGUUAAUUUAUUCGAGGAGACUGCCCCAUCAUCGUCACCCCCAUCGCCGGUCACUGAGGACACCGCCUUGAAGGUGAAUGGUUCGGUUUCGUCCCAGAAAGACUCCCGCGAGGGUUCAGCCUCACCUUGCAUUGUUGGAGCCCUUAGUAUCGAACCAUCAGCAAAUCCAACACACGUAAAGAAUCCCACCGCUCUUGAACUUAUCACACCAUCAACGGUGUAAGAAGUCACGGAUGAAAGGCAAGAUUUCUCGUACUUCUUGUCCAACCACCAAUGUCUCUGUGAGCGAUAUUUCAAGCAUGGUAGAGAGAUAUUAAAUAUUCUAAAUUACUAUAUUUAUUACCUUACCAGGAGAAUUUUGAAAUUCUUCAUGCAAAAAUCGUGGAUCUAAUCGUGUACAUAUCAUUGCAACUAUUGCUGUAGAAGAUUGUGAGAUAUAUAUUGUGAAACUAAAUUCUUAUACACUCAAAACAUAUAAAAAGAAACAAAUAUUAUAUACAUUUUGGAAAGCGAUAACCACCUUUCAUCUGUCUUUUUUGGCGGUGCAUGAAAAAAAGGCUGAAGGGAUAAAUUUAUUCGCAUCAAAAUUGAAUUUUCAUGCAAAUGAAAUGGAGGAGUGAAAAAAAAACAAGAAGACCAAUGAAAAAUCCUCUAUUGAUUUAGUAUUUUUUCCAUGAAAUUCAGCUCUGUGUAAAUUUACUGAGACUUAAUACCCAGCUUAGAGAUUACCGUUGAGAUUUCAUAUAAGAUAAAUCUUUAAUUAUAAUCCUAAAAGCUAAAUAUUAGCCAAAAGAUUUUUUUUUUUGAAGAGAAAAUAAAGCCUAUAUUAUGUAAAGAAAAUUCACUUCACUUUGUACAUAAUACUAAAGCAGAUUUAGAAGUUUGUUUUGCGAGACGUGUUGCCCUAAAUAGCAAAAGAAUAGAACAGAUUAAAAACUAUUUCAAAAAUACAACAGUAGGACUAAAAUUUUGUGAGAGUAACGCAAUUAAAGUGCAGUUAUGUAAAAUAUUCUGAAGAGAUCAUGUAAAACAUAAAGGAAAAAAUAUUAAUAUUUACUAAUUUAGUACUUUUGUAAAUUUUAAAUUAGAUGUCUCCAUCAUAUUUAAAAUUGCAAAGAUUAUUGUAAAAACAAAUACUAAAUGGCUAACAGAAGAUGAGAAAAGAAUUUAAACACAUCAAUAUAGGUAUUAUUUUAGAUAAAUACUUAAAUACCAAUUAUUGUAUACAGUGAAAAACCCUAAUAUUAAAAAUAAAUCUAUUGAAUUUGUGAACUCUCACGAGUACAGUUGCAUUAUCGCCGAAUAUGUAUAAAUAAUUACAUUGUUUCAUAAACAAAUUAUUUAUCAACUUUUCAAAAUAAAUGUCCUCCAUAUUUACAAAA
Phlebotomus papatasi is the source of this 3255-nucleotide messenger RNA. RefSeq lists its product as uncharacterized. Lineage: Eukaryota; Metazoa; Arthropoda; Insecta; Diptera; Psychodidae. The transcript has 11 exons. Bases 738 to 2096 code for a protein of 452 amino acids. The record is from RefSeq and is a predicted model, not a curated record. Gene Ontology annotation, molecular function: RNA binding. Gene Ontology annotation, cellular component: nucleus.